GGCCUUCUGGGUAGUCAUGGCGUCAUUGAAUUGUAGGACUGCGGUCUGUGUGAUCUGUUUGGAGAAGCCGAAAUACCGUUGCCCGGCUUGCCGCGUUCCCUAUUGCUCGGUCGCCUGUUUCCAGAAGCACAAAGAGCAGUGCAACUCUGAAGUCCAUCUUGUUGAGAAGAAAACAACAGCAGCUCCUGUGAGCUCUGAGGAGAACAAAGAUGAUGACUCCUCUGUAGCUGAUUUCCUCAACAGUGAUGAGGAGGAAGACAGAGUGUCUCUGCAGAAUUUAAAGAAUCUAGGCGAAUCAGAGACUUUAAGAAGCUUACUGCUCAACCCGCACCUGAGGCAGCUGAUGCUGAGCCUGGAUCAGGGCGACGACAAAGCGAGGCUCAUGAGAGCAUGCAUGCAGGAGCCCCUGUUUGUGGAGUUUGCAGACUGCUGCUUAAGGAUCGUGGAGCCGUCCCAGAACAGGGAUUCUUAGCUCAAGCUGCCGGCGGCUGCCAUCAUAGCACAUGUGGGCCUUCUCCAGCACGUGGCUUGCUGCAUAGCCUUCAUGGAGAAGAAACUUGUAGCCCUGGAGUGAUGGCUCUGCAGUUAAGAGCAUUGACUGCUUCUUCCAGAGAACCCCAAUUUUCAGCACCCACUUGACUACUUACAACUGUAAUUACAGUUUCAGAGGAUCUGACACCCUGUUCUGGCCUCCAGGUACUAUAUUCGUGUGGCACACAGCCAUAUGUACAGGAAAAAAACUUACAUAAAAUACUUAAAAACAAAAAGUUGGUUAUUUGUAUUUAUAUGGUGGAUCUAAAUUUUAUUUCUUGUACAGUUCAGAGUUACAUCAUAAAUAUCAAGUGUAUCCAUUUGAAUUAAAAACUGAUAGUGUUAUUAAAUUUAAGGCGUGAUUCUCUUGA
This is a messenger RNA of Apodemus sylvaticus (European woodmouse), 902 nucleotides long. It is a transcript of the gene Znhit3, whose product is annotated as zinc finger HIT-type containing 3. Gene Ontology annotation, cellular component: pre-snoRNP complex; nucleus. Gene Ontology annotation, biological process: snoRNA localization; box C/D snoRNP assembly; maturation of LSU-rRNA from tricistronic rRNA transcript (SSU-rRNA, 5.8S rRNA, LSU-rRNA). The record is from RefSeq and is a predicted model, not a curated record. The coding region runs from base 17 to 472 and encodes 151 amino acids. Lineage: Eukaryota; Metazoa; Chordata; Mammalia; Rodentia; Muridae. Gene Ontology annotation, molecular function: protein binding. The transcript is spliced from 5 exons.